CUCUCACCGCCGCAGACCUCGCCUCGCUCUCUCUCGCUGCUCACAGGCAUCUGUAAUUAGUUCGUGUGUUUAUACUCUCUGCUUGCUUGUUUCCGUCCUGAGAGAGAGAGGUUUCCUCGACGCGAGAUGAAGCUCCUCGCGUGUGUGGUGGUGUCCCUCCUGCCGCUGUGCUUCUGCCGGCCGCCCGAGGCGCCGAACGUGGUGGGCACCUUUGUAGGAGACCCUAUCCUCGGUAAGCUGAUUCAGACAAGGCAGAGAACGACGGGCUGGCCGGCUGACCCCCCCGGUUGUGUGUGUGGUUCUGCAGGCUCCCCUAUUGCUGACCUGAUCAAAGCUGGUCACGGUGACGACGUGAUUUUGCCUUUCGCAGACUCAGACGAGAUCACCACUGACGAACUUUUUGAGCAAGGAAGGGCGGCCGGUAGCACGGACCCGCUCAACAACCGAAUCGACGCAGCGUAAGCUCUGUAAAGCACCGCACGCACACAUUGCCAUCCCCACACAGUUCAUUCUUGCGGGUCGUGUCAGAACCAAGAAUGAUUACAUUCUGUACGAAAGCUCCGCGCUCUUUGACGACCGGCCUGAGGUGCGGGACCGAACCCCGUGCUCCUCACUGCUGAUGUGUGUCUGUGUCUGCAGAACUUUCUGACAGACUUUGAGUCGGGCAUUAGUACCAUUGGUUUCAGUGGCAACCAGUUCCCUUUCGCCUCCCCCCUCUUCCCGGAUGGCGAUGUGCACGUCUUUGACAAAGACGACUUUGGGCUCGACAAAGAGGUGCGUACAAGCAGACAAUGAAGCAGCCCACACAGCUACCUCGAGGCCACUUUCCUGGUGAUCGUGUGCAGGUGACGUUCUGCCAAAUCUGUAUCGACGCCGAUAAGAACGGCGAAUGGACCACUUUUGACGAGGAUGGCAACCCUUCCUUCAAUAGAGAAGUGUCGAUUUCCCUGAGGGCUUUACGGAUUUCUCCACCACCUUUAUUGAUGAGGAGUCAGGCUCAAAGUGCCCGGUGAGUGCUGAGCAAAGAGGUUUGGGGCACCGCCACUGUGAAUGUGUGUGCUGGACUCAGGCACGUCCCAAUGUCAUUGUCUUGCUUGGCCCCUGCGACAGCGACUGCGAGCCCGCCGACUUUGGCAGACUGCAAACCUUUAACGCCGCUUUUGCAGCGCAGCUGGUAGACGUAUCGACACUCCACUUCUUGCAUCGCACGUUUGCCUUUGGUUUCUAGAUUGCCAACAAUUGGGGCACCGGUGCCGGCAAGGCGGGCAUCUUCGUGUAUUUCAACGUGAACGAAGAGCCCGUAGAUGCGGGUUUCAACUUGAACAGAGGCGUGUACAGAGCUGAUCUCAGUUCAACGUCGUCCCGCCAGGAUGUUAUCUGGCGGGAUGUCUCUACCUGCCCUCCUGAGGAGGGCAACGCGCUGGGCGGACAGGUGGCCGUUCGAGCAGCCGUGAUAGCAGACGCCGUCGAUCAAGGGAGGUGCAGGCCGCUCACAGCCUUCGGUGUUGAUCUUGUGGAGGGUGCUAUCGUCCUUGGGUUCAUCCGGCGCGCCAAUAGGGACCUCGAAAACUACGAAGCUGGCAACUUUCUGUUCGGUGGGUCGUUAAGAGUGCCAGUGUCUAUAGACGGACGCUUCUCUCUCUCUCUCUCUCUCUGUGUGUGUGUGUGUGUGUGUGUGUGUAUGUAGCCCGUAUUCGUGUUGGCGAUGAGAGCAACAACAUCAUGCUUGGAUCUGACCAUCCCGACUUCUUCAGCUCUGGGGGAGGGUAUAAAUACACACCACACAAAAACGGCUGCAGACAGACGCUGUGUGACCUCAUGGCUGUGUAUGCGUGCGUUGUGUUGCCCCGCAGCAAUGACAUGAUCAACUUGGGGCCUAACACGAACUUUGUCGCGACUGGCGGGGGCCAUGACAAGAUCGUCUUCUUCAAGAACACGUUGGAGCAAGAGCCUGCCGUUUCGGGGGGCAGUGUGAGCACACUCGUGUGGCACAUGAGCCGGCCGGCCGUCAUCCCUUCUCUCUCUCCGUGUGUGUGUGUGUGUGUGCAGGGCCUGGAGAACAGAUUCCUCGAUUUCGACGUCACUCGCGAUAAGUUCGUAUUCGAGUAAGCCAUCACAAUUCACGCAUCAGAGACUCGUGCAUGCGUCGGGUCGAUCUCGAGAUCUGUCUGUCUGUCUGUCUCUGUCUGCCCUGUGUCACGAAACAUGCAGCGCCAAUGACUACGGCCUUCGGCACAUCAGUUUCUGCAACACCAAAUUCGGCAGUGGCUCUGGGCCCCAGAAUGAUGAUCUCAGCCCAGAGGAGCCUAUCGGCGAUUGCAACGUUAUCGUGGUCCAGAACAGCGAUAAUGACGACGACGAAGUAGGAGAGGGAUACACAACAACCCGGUGUGCAUUUCGCUGCCCUACAUCAUUCUGUCUCAGACAACUGGCUUCGGUGCCGGCGCGGCUGCCAAUCUCGGUAAGCCCAAAAGGCAGAAAACGCGCUGCGCUCACAGUAAAUGAACGCCUGUCUGCAUGACCUGCCUCGUGUGUCUGCCAACAGUUGCCGACGCCAUUCAGGCUGAAGGCGACAACACAGACAGCAGAGCGGGGCUCAUCCUUUACUUCAACAGCCGAUUGGCGCUCAAUCGCCUCUUCUGGAGCUCUGACAUCACGAAGCGCACGACGGACGACCCCCGCCCCGAAAUCAUCAUCCUCGGCAGAUUCACCGAGCGCGAUGGCGUGGGCGAUGAGGAGGAAGGGACCAUCGAUGGCCAGGACGCGGUCGAUAAUCUGCCCUUCUGGCAGAAGAGAAACUUUAUGGUGCUUAAGGUGAGUAAAGGGAGACAAGGAUACAAAGAUACAGACAAGCAGCAAGGGCAUGGCAUGUGGCCGUCUCUGUGGUGUCCUUAAGGACAACGACUUCGAGGCCAACGCCCUCUCGGUCGCUAAGGGCGGCGAUGCGGACGAGACCGCAAUGGAGAAAGACGCCAAGAAAUUCGGUGGGCAGUCGAUUAUUGAUUGCAUUUCGCUUCGUACCGCCCCGCACUUUUCGCGUUUCGUGUUUGCUUGAAAAGGUGACUUCGGCGAGCUGUGCCUCUUGCCGCCCAAGAAUGAGACCAACAAGCUGAUGAGCAACACCAACGUGAGGGAGGGGGAGAAGAAGUGAGGGAGACGUCGGCCGCACGGCUGAAUUUGGAUGCGUGAACGACACGCACAUGAGGCGAUUUAUAAGGACAUACAUACAUACGUUCAUACUAGUUGCAUGAAGUGUCUUGUUGAGGUGCUGCUGAGGGCGGCUGGGAGCGGCUGGCGUGCGGUGCUUGUCGUCUGCUGCUUGUCAUCUGCUGCCUCUUCCUUUCUCGUGUCUCGGUUUUCGGUGGCUGUCUUUUGAUACACACCACGAGCACUCGUCUCGCUCGAUUGGCGUGGGUCGUGUGUCGCCUCUCUUGACACACGUGCAUACAUGCAUACAUCCGAUGUCUACACACGGGCUGGGGGAAGUGAGCUUUCUGUCCACCCUGGCGGGCGGACGUCUCGUCUGGUUGUCGGUGUUUUUCUGUCUCGCAUGCGCGUGUGAGUGACUGCUCUUUGUCUGGUGUGCUUUCUCGGGAGUUGGCCUGCUGUCCCUCUGGCUUAUUCGGCUGUGGACGCACUCGCUUGGUUGAUGUUGGCCCUGCCUUGGCUCUCUCGGUUGCGUGGGUGCGCGUCUCUCUCUCUCUCUCUCUCUCUCUGCGUGUGUGUGUGUGUGUGUCUGUGCGUGUGUCUGUCUGUGUGUGUGUACAUAGAUGUCAUCCAUGAGUGUGUGGUGGGGCGGAAAUUUAUGGUGUGGCGUGGAUUGUAUAGAUACAUACAUACGGAAGUGGGGUGCGAAUUAAGGGCUAAGCUUGUGCAGGGGGUUUUUCCUACCUAGUUGUGUCUCUUGUAGUUGUGUCUCUUGUCGCCUUUGUCUUGCUGAUUACCUAGGCCUUUAUGUGCUCAUCGCACCUAUCGCACCUAUCAAUCGCAGCCACCAUCCAUCCAUCGCAUUUAGCGGCGCCGCAUGACAUGAAUGAUUGCAAUGGACACCCAGAUAGGCCCGCCUGUCGGUUUUCCACACGAUCAAUCGCAGCCACCAUCCAUCCAUCGCAUUUAGCGGCGCCGCAUGACAUGAAUGAUUGCAAUGGACACCCAGAUAGGCCCGCCUGUCGGUUUUCCACACGUGUCCACUCGUGUGUGCGCUUUUAGUGCUCUAGUGCUCACUCAUACGACGCGUGCACACGGCAAAUGAGGUGGGCGCUGCUUCCUUCCGUCUUUCCUUGUUCCUCUCUUUCUCCUCGCUUCUCUCGCCUUGAGUGAGCCUGUCUGUCUGCGUACACACAUACAUCGCCACGUGCACUCUCCUCUGCUUGUUGCGGGCCACGUGCACUCUCCUCUGCUUGUUGCGGGCACCCGUGUGUGCAGUCCAACAGACGAGGGGAGAGGUGCGCGUGGUGGGUGGCUGUCCUGUGUCUCUUGUUUUCUACGUCGGUCGGUGUGUGCAUGCGUGUGUGUGUGUGUGUGUGUGGAGUGUCGGGGUGGGGGUGGGUGCCCGGCUGAAACGCCAUGGCGGGGAGUGGGGAGGGACUGAUCUGAUCGCACUUACUCUCACUCUCACCUGCUGCACUCAGAGAGACGCAUCUAUCGCACCGAAAUGUACAGACAGGAGAGAGGCGCUCAGCGGACAUCAGAAGCGGUUGUCUGCAUCAUUCUAUGCGGGCCGUGCAAAUCAAUGACGAGGCGGGGCGAGUCGAACAAAUGCUUUUCCGAAUCCCGUUAGCUCGAUGAUGAAUUGCUUUGUGGCUUUGUGCGUAGAGAGGGGGGGGAAGAGCGAAGAGCGGAGAGGUAGAGCGACUUAAGACUUGGACGAGCAGCGACAGAAGUGUGUUGAUUGAAACGAAGUGGAGGCGCAUCGAUGUCAGUGUGCGUAUGUAUCGCUGAGACAACAAAGAGACACAUGCGUCGUGUCCAUCCACCAC
This is a messenger RNA of Vitrella brassicaformis, 4979 nucleotides long. The record is from the annotation of a GenBank genome assembly. Lineage: Eukaryota; Vitrellaceae.